AUGAUCACCACGUAUAGGGCUACUCAGCUUCCUGUCUUUGCGAUUGCUUGUAAAAUCGAGAGUAAUUUGGCUAGAAAAAUAACAAUCCGCGCAUCCGUCUCAAAGUGUCCUCAACAGGGCACCAUAUUUUCGACAUGUUACAGUGAUUCCAUCGCAACUCCAAAACGCCGACAAAUGAUCAUGGUAUCGGUGGGUAAUCGUAGGCUCGAGCAGAAACGGCAGCGCAAAUGGCAGCGCCUCUCCAGCGUGAGGUGAUCGUCGUCCCGGGCCGAAGCAUCUAGUAUCCUCCUCGUCCACGUCCACCAAAGCCACCACCACCACGUCCACCGCCUCUUGAGAAACCACCGCUUCCGCCGCGACCUCC
Messenger RNA from Bipolaris maydis ATCC 48331, 364 nucleotides. The record is from RefSeq and is a predicted model, not a curated record. Lineage: Eukaryota; Fungi; Ascomycota; Dothideomycetes; Pleosporales; Pleosporaceae.